Oncorhynchus mykiss (rainbow trout) is the source of this 5458-nucleotide messenger RNA. NCBI's taxonomy places the organism in Eukaryota, Metazoa, Chordata, Actinopteri, Salmoniformes, Salmonidae. The record is from RefSeq and is a predicted model, not a curated record.
GGAAUUGGAGCAGGGUUACAGAGAAACAAACGAUUUGAGAUUCAUUUUUUUUGUCUCAAAAUGUCCUUACUGACAAAAAAACAGAGUCUAUAGCCUAUAUAAAAGCAUUGCACGUAGUGAAUUCCACGUUUCCUUUUGUCUUAUGCUUGCGCUCACAUUUGUGAAGACCAGGUUUCGGCUAUAGUUAGAUUUGGAUGAACGUAUAGGCAACCAGUCACUGGUUAGAUAAUAGUCUAAUAAGAAAGAUCAAGAAAUGUACAAAAAUAUAUAUUGUUUUGGUAAAGGCGAUAGAAGGAAACAGACAAAGAAAGUCGGGCACAUGCCUUUCCUCCAAUGGCCCCUUUUAGGUGUGACAGAAACAAAGGACGUGGACAAACUCGCAUCAGCACCAGUGAACACCCAGUCCCCUAAACAAGAUUGUCUCCAGCUUUUGCAAUAUGCAAUAUGCUGCAUAUUUACAUUCCUUCUGGCGUCAGUACAUGGGAGUGUUUUAGAGCUGACUGGUCACAACAAAACCGGUCCAAAAGGCAUCGGAAGACAGGCGUCAAGUCUCACCAAGAAAAUACUUGCCACUAAGAGGGAAGAGAAAUAUACGAGCGCUGUGAAAAUAACUGUAAGAAAGCUAAAAGUGGAGAGUGUGAAGUGGACUACGCAGAACACCGAAAAGAUUCCAGAGGCGAAUGACCAUUGAAGGACCCUCUCCAUGGAUAUAGACACAGACUAUGAAAGGCCCAAUGUGGAAACUAUUAAAUGUGUGGUGGUAGGGGACAAUGCAGUGGGCAAAACCAGGCUCAUCUGUGCCCGCGCCUGCAAUGCUACCCUCACACAGUACCAGCUGCUCGCCACCCACGUGCCAACCGUCUGGGCCAUCGACCAGUACCGCGUGUGCCAGGAGGUGUUGGAGAGAUCUAGGGAUGUGGUGGAUGAGGUCAGUGUCUCCCUAAGACUAUGGGACACCUUCGGUGACCAUCACAAAGACAGACGCUUCGCUUAUGGCAGGUCUGACGUGGUAGUGCUGUGUUUCUCCCUGGCCAACCCCAACUCCCUGCGUCACGUCCGCACCAUGUGGUACCCUGAGAUCAAGCACUUCUGCCCCCGCACCCCUAUCAUCCUGGUGGGCUGCCAGCUGGACCUGCGCUACGCCGACCUGGAGGCUGUGAACCGCGCCCGCAGACCCCUGGCCAAACCCAUCAAGCCCACAGACAUCCUGCCUCCAGAGAGAGGGCACGAGGUGGCCAAGGAGCUGGGCAUUCCAUACUACGAGACCAGCAUCGUGGCCCAGUUUGGGGUCAAGGAUGUGUUCGACAACGCCAUCCGUUCCGCUCUCAUCUCCCGCCGUCACCUCCAGUUCUGGAAGUCCCACCUGAAGAGAGUCCAGCGGCCCCUCCUCCAGGCCCCCUUCCUGCCCCCCCGGCCCCCGCGCCCUGUGGUGGGCAUCCCCGACCCCCCUCCCAUCGACGGAGAAGCCCCCGACUCCCUCCUAUGCCAGCCGCUAUGCGCCGAUGUCCUCUUCCUACUCCAAGGCGGCGCCACGCGUGUCUUCGCACACAAAGUCUACCUGGCCACCUCCUGCUCCAAGUUCUACGACCUCUUCACCCUGGAUCUGCUGGCCAUCGAGGCGGAUUGGGAGGGAGAUGAGCGCGCCGAGAGCGGUGAGGAGGAUGAACAGAGUAGGAGAGGUGCCAAAGAGCAGGCAGGGCGUACUAAGAGCUUGGACAUCGAUAAUGAUGGGGAGGGUGGAGCCAGGGGAAUCAAACGGCCACCCAUGCUCCAGCAGGGCUCCCUGAGGACUUCCAAAAGUGAUAACGCCCUCCCCGCCAGGAGCCAGUGCUCCGUGGGGCCCCUGGGGGCCGGCCGUGGCCUUUCAGGCUGGGGGAGGGGCUUCCUGAGUGUGUACCUGGAGCACGUAGCUGACCCCGAGACGGGGCGACCCCGCCUCAUGACCGUGGUCUCCAUGGACGGUCUCAUACAGGAAGAACCCUUCCAGGCGGUGCUGCAGUACCUGUACACAGGCAGUUUGGAUGAGGGCCGUGGGGAUCUGAUGCAGGUGGCCACCAUUGCUGAGCUGCUGGAGGUGUUUGACCUGAGGAUGAUGGUGGCCAAUGUGCUGAAUCGUGAGAGCUUCAUGAAUCAGGAGAUCACCAAGGCCUUCCACGUCCGCCGAGCCAACCGCAUCAAAGAGUGCCUUAGCAAGGGCACCUUCGCUGAUGUGGUGUUCUGCCUGGACGAUGGCUACCUGCCGGCCCACAAGCCUCUGCUCAUCUCCAGCUGUGACUGGAUGGCCGCUAUGUUCCGCGGAUCCUUCAUGGAGAGCUACAUCAAGGAGGUGUCCAUCCCUGACACCAGUAGUGCCUGUAUGCGUGCGGUGUUGGAGUUCCUAUACUGUGGGCUGGUGACGGCCUGUCCUGACUGGGAGCCUAUUGAGCUCAUCGUCCUAUCCAACCGGCUGUGUCUGCCACGCCUCGUUGCCCUCACAGAGCAGCAUGUUGUGGAUGAGCUGCUCCAGUGUUUGGUGAAGGGAGUAGACAUUGACGGACAGGUGCUUGCUUACCUGGAGUUGGCUCAGUUCCACAAUGCCAAGCAGCUUUAUGCCUGGUGUCUCCAUCACAUCUGCACCAACUACAACAGCGUUUGUCGCAAGUUCCCCAAAGACAUGAAGGUCAUGUCUCCAGAGAACCAGAGGCACUUUGAGAAGCAGAGGUGGCCUCCAGUGUGGUUCCUGAAGGAGGAGGAUCGCUACCUGCGCUCUCAGAAGGAGCGCCAGCGGGAGGAAGAGAUCCUCCGUAAGCAGCACACCAAGAGGGGCUGGUGCUUCUGGAGACACCCGUCCUCCUCACCCCACGUCUCCUGAGGCUGUCGCCCCUCCAUGACCCCUCCUAACCUCAGACUGAGGAGGCCAUGAGCCUACCACCCCUCCAUAACGGGAGAGCCAAGUCUCACCUCUGUAUGAUUGUCUGUGGUUGUACUGGGGACCAGAAGUCCUCACAAGGACCAUUUGGACAACUGGGGACAUUUUGCCAGUCCCCACAAAGAAAAGGGCUAUUUUAAGCUUAGGGGUUAGGUUUAGAGUUACAAUUGGGGUUCAGGUUAGAAUGAAGGUUAGGAGUUAGGUUUAUUUUUAGGGUUUGGGGUUAAGGUUAGGGUAAGUUUUGGGUUAGGGAAAAUAGGAUUUUGAAUGGGAAUAAAUGUGUUGGUCCACACAAAGUUAGUAAAACAAACGUGUGUGUGUGUGUGUGUGUGUGUGUGUGCACGUAUGUGCGGGGUUCUCCACCCCCACAGCUGUAGGUCAGGCGUGGGCAAUUUUCUAUACCCCAGCUGGCCGCUUCUUGCCGGGCCGCAGUCCAGUGCUGCCUCUUCCCCCUGAGCUCCACCCAGCCACCAACCGGGGGUGAUGGGACUGGGAACAAGGGCUCUCUCUGUCUCUCAGUCACACAGAUGCUAAAGACCAUUCCACAGACCACUGCGAAGACUCCCCUAUGGGGAGGUUACCUCUGCCUUCAAGUCUAUUCAGACUGUUAGAAUACAGGACCAGACCGUUAGCCAGAGGUGCUGGUCCAACACACCAGGAGGAACGUUUCUGUUUGGUUUUCUUUCGCUGUGAGGUCUGGUCAGGGGUAAUGACACACACCACCCAAAGACACACGCAGUGUUGAAGACCCUGAUGACCAAAAUGGCGGCAGGGAUUUCAAAUUAGAGUAGAGCCGAUCCCAGACCUGGGUGUUUUGCUUCAGAGUCUCUGACCACCACUUAUGCCUGUCUAACUUCUCAUCCAUAGACUUUGUCCUCCAUUUUGGAAAAGUUUGACACCAUUUUGUUUUCUUUCGGGUCUCAUCCCAGUGAAGCUCUGUGUUGGAGGUUUGAAUCCCAAAUGUUGUCCUAGGGUACCUAGACUGUUCUAGAAUCACCUGUCUCAAAGGGAGGGGGAAUAAAGGGGGUAGUCUAGGUUUAGGAACCUGCUCCAGCCCAGCAGAUGGCUGGUGGUUCAAGCACGCAUCAUGACCCCCCCCAACCCCCACAUAACACUAAGAGGAGAGGCCAACAGUGCUGAACAAACUGACCAAAUCCCCCUCAAAGACAUUCAAAGUGAACACUUGAUAGCAAUUCUGGAUCAGAGGGCUAUUUGAUACCACUGCCAUGGGAGGGAGUAAGAAGCAGAACUGAACAGAGUUUUUGCUCUGCCUUGAUUGACCACUAGGGUACCCCUCAGCCAGCCUGCCUUUACUCAUCCUUACCACAGGGGGCAGCACUGCUCAGGGUACCAUCAUCAACCGUCACCCGGAGCAAACAGGAGUUUUCUCCCCUACCUGUUUAUAUCCUUGAUUCCAGUAGCUUUUGACUUUUUUAUUUUAUUCCAGUUGUAUUUGAAAGGCAACUUUAGCUGUUUGUCCUCACAUAGUGUUGAAAGGUAUUAUACCAAAAAUGAAGCUGUGACAUGUUCUCUCCCUCCUGUCUCCUCUCCUCCUCCGUAACAUGGCAAAUAUGGGAGGAAAGGAAAAAGGGAUUAGGAAAGGAGGAAUAAUCUUUUGAUCCCUGUCUGUGUGUCUUUAAAGCUGCAGUGUCAGGUAAAACCCAAGUGUCACUGCAGCACAUUGUCUUUCACUCCUCUAGCUGGAAUUGAAAACGGUGCUCAAUAUGUCUACUAAAAGACACUAUGACACACACACACACACUUACAUACACACACACACACAAACACUUAAGCAUACACACACACACACACACUUAAACAUACAUGCUCACCUUGUUCCUUUUCUGUCCACUAAUUUUGAAAUGUCAGCCCAGUCCUUCAUCAGUGUUAAUAUGCAGGAACCGGAUCUACAAAGAUAAUGUUACAUUCACAUCUGAUGCACAAGUGUCCUAUGAACGGUUUAGGAUCUCUUGGAAAAGCUUGAGGGGUUUUGGGUUAUUUUUCCUUAUCCAAAGGUGUGUGGCACUCUAAUAGGCGUUGUGUUAGUGAAUAUAUUCAGAGUAUUAUUCAUUUCAAUGAUGGUCGUUUCAGUAUGAGUAGAGUUGAAUCUUAACAUUAAGUUAAAUACAUCAUUUGCAAUACAGUAUUAGACCAAAUAUUGGACUUGCUUUUAGUUCCAGGGUGCAGUUUUAUUUAUUUGUGAGGGAGUGUGAUGUUUCAAUCAGUUGUUAACAAAGAGGAUGCAGUUCCAGCUUUUAGUUGAAUGCUAUUGGAGUUGGAUGUUGAACUGCUGAGGAACUCUUCCUAACCCACUGCACCUUUAAGAUCUCCGUGAAUCCACCACAGUGUAUCAGAACAGGCGUGUUAUUUUCUUCUCUUUAGGAGUGAAUGUGGGGGAAAAACAAUACUUUUUGACACGUUUUUUAUGAAGCACUGUUGUUCUAUUUGUGGCUUUGAGAUUUCCUGUAACAUUUCCGUCAUAUAAUAGGGGCUCUUAUCCAGAGCGAAUAGGGUUCAAUUCUUUGCUCAAGGGCACAUAGGCAAAUUUGU